Molecule: messenger RNA, 738 nt
Organism: Daphnia pulicaria
Lineage: Eukaryota; Metazoa; Arthropoda; Branchiopoda; Diplostraca; Daphniidae
Product: probable deoxyhypusine synthase
Biological process (GO): peptidyl-hypusine biosynthetic process
Cellular component (GO): cytoplasm
Molecular function (GO): deoxyhypusine synthase activity
Source: RefSeq, a predicted model, not a curated record
UUUGAAGAUUGGGUCAUGCCUUUGCUCGACGAAAUGGUGACGGAACAAAAGGAGAAAGGAACAAAAUGGACACCUUCAAGAAUCAUUGAAAAGCUUGGUCGAGCGAUCAACAACCCAGAAUCGGUGUAUUACUGGGCUGCUGUCAAUAAUAUCCCCGUAUUCAGUCCCGCAUUGACAGAUGGAAGUUUAGGGGACAUGAUGUACUUUCACUCUUACAAGAAUCCGGGACUUGUGGUGGACAUUCUUGAAGAUCUCAAAAGGCUCAACACGAUGGCAGUCAAAGCCUCCAAUUCCGGCAUGGUUAUUUUAGGAGGAGGCCUUAUUAAACAUCACAUUUGCAACGCUAACCUUAUGAGGAACGGAGCAGAUUUCGCUGUUUUUAUCAACACAGCUUGCGAUUUUGACGGAAGUGACAGUAGUGGAGCUAAACCGGACGAAGCUGUAUCAUGGGGUAAAAUUAAGAAAGAUGCCACCCCAGUCAAGGUAAAAAGAAAAUCGAGUCUAGUGUUCCCUAUCCUGGUUGCUGAAACAUUCGCAAAACAUCAUUUCGCAUCAAUUUCAAAAUAAUUCAUCAGAAAUACAUAACCUGAUUAUAUUCUUUUGCUAGUUUUUAUUAAUCGUUGACAGAUGUUUGCAUUUUUACACAUUCAAAUUUAAGUACUUUCAAAAAUUCACGCCCGGCUUUACGUUCUAUUAUGACUGAGCUACGCCAGCUAAAUGACUUCAUGACAUUUAAAA